Messenger RNA from Phytophthora sojae, 714 nucleotides. RefSeq lists its product as hypothetical. The record is from RefSeq and is a predicted model, not a curated record. Bases 1 to 714 code for a protein of 237 amino acids. The transcript has 2 exons. NCBI's taxonomy places the organism in Eukaryota, Oomycota, Peronosporomycetes, Peronosporales, Peronosporaceae.
AUGGUCAAGGGGAGAUCUUUGCCGAGCUGGGCCAGCCCAGCGACGGCUGGGGGUUCGCUUCACACGAAGCCGAACUCAGCUGGCGGAAGGAUCGCCGACAUGACGAUGGAAGCGGUCGCAACCAUUCGGUUUGGCGACGACCGCACCCAAGACCGAGGAAGAGAUGGAAAUAUCGGAGAUUAUGAUGAAGAAUUGAAGAAAGCCGAGUUGCUCAGCGGGGUAGCUGAGUUCUCGCUGCAUGUUGGGCGCAUGGAGAAACCUCGACGAGACCAACAAAACCUCGCAGCCGAGCUCGGUGACGAUGCGGACGACGACAGUCAAGCCGUCGCUCCAGGGGACCGUCCGCCCCUGAUACAACAAGCGACGAGGGCAUCCAGCGCGAAAUGCCCGAGUUGGGAUUCGAUGCCGAACGUCUCCCACCAGGCUGGUGGAAUCCGCAUCUCGGAUCGAAGCCUCAGCCGAGUUGCCGAGCUGCCCAGCUGGUCUGACGACAUCCCAGUGAAGAAGCUGAGGGAGAUGAUGGUGCGUCUGCACAGAUUGAGCGAGUCAGCCGUCGAUGCCGAAGCUGUGUUGACUCGUCACUGGGUCCGUGAACACGCUACCCACUGGGGCACUGUGUGUGAUAUCCGGCGGUACGAUCGACACCCUUGGGUACGACCGCCGGGACCUCCGACCAAGUCGGUGAACGAUCUUCCCGUUGUGCGCUCAAGCUGA